ACACGUUGAAGAAAAAGCAAGCUACAACUGCAACCUUCCUUUUGGACCAUCUUUACCUCUCUGUCUCCAGCCAGAUAGCUUCUUUGGUUGGACUUUGACACCCCUUUCUGGCUCUUCCUCAUCCAUAGCCAAUUGCUUUUUACACGCUUAUGAUCAAACACAACUUGUUCUCCCUUUUCAUUUGUCUUUAUUUGCAUAUAUGUGAGUGAGUAUAGGUAUAUUUGCAUUAUGUCAUUUUCCUUGUGUUUGCAUAGGCUCUUCCGUCUUCAAACAUUUUAAAUUUUAAAUUAACCAUUUGGGUUGUGAAUACGGUUUUGUUUUUUGUUUUGGUUGUUCAUGAGUAUGAACACCCAUUGUUUAGGGGGGGUGUAAUGUAAUUAACAACUAUAGAGGAACAUAGUACUCUUCUUCUCACAUUUUGCAACCAACCCAUCUAACGUUUUUUUUUCGAUCCUUAAACAUGGUUUUUUGGCUAGCGUAGCAUCUACUUGUGUUCAUGUUAGAUGCUAAUCCUUCACGGUGGUGAAACAAGGAAGGGAGUGGAACUUGGAAAUGGAAGAAUUGGUUGGUUUUAUGUGACAUGGCUUUGCUUGCAGUUGCAGCAGAGUCAAAUGCUUUGAAAUGUGUUUCACUUUAACUGCUGCUUCUCCCCUCUCGGUUAAUUUGAAUAGCUCAUCUUGUUGCUGAUUGAGAGAAGUUGACACUUGUGGAAAAUCAGUAUGGCUGCUGAUUGUUCAAGAUUUGUAAGAUUUCAAGAUGAUGCUGAAUUAGCAAAAUUGCCAACAACAAAUGGCGGCAAUGGAAUCAAGCCUAAUGAAACACAAGUAGCUGAGACUAGCGGCAAAAAGGGUCUGAAGAAGGACACAAGGAAGUUCCUGAAGGCUAGAGUAUUGUCAAGAGUAUUCUCAGAGGAUUAUGAGAAAGUUAGAAAAAGAACAUUAUUAGAUCCCCGGGCACAAACCAUUCACCGUUGGAACAAGAUUCUCUUGGUAGCAUGUUUAGUUUCUUUGUUUGUGGAUCCUCUAUUCUUUUAUUUACCACUAGUUCGAGAUGAAGUAUGCAUCGAUAUUGGGACAACACUUGAAGUUUUCCUCACAAUGAUAAGAUCAAUGGCAGAUGUGUUUUACAUGAUUCAGAUUCUCUUGAAGUUUCGUACAGCUUAUGUUGCUCCUUCUUCUCGGGUAUUUGGGAGGGGAGAUCUUGUUAUAGACUCUUCUAAGAUAGCUACUAGGUACCUGAUCAAGGGUUUUUGGUUAGACUUUGUUGCUGCAUUGCCUCUUCCUCAGGCGUUAAUUUGGAUUGUCAUCCCCAAUCUUGGAGGUUCAACCAUGGCAAACACAAAGAAUGUGCUUCGCUUUAUCAUCAUUUUCCAAUAUUUGCCAAGGCUGUUUCUGAUUUUUCCACUUUCAUCCCAAAUUAUAAAAGCUACAGGGGUUGUGACAGAAACAGCUUGGGCAGGGGCUGCUUACAACUUGGUGCUUUACAUGUUAGCUAGCCAUUUUUUAGGAGCUAGCUGGUACCUUCUAUCAAUUGAAAGACAAGAAGCAUGCUGGAGGAGUGUCUGCGAUAUGGAGGAGCCAUCUUGUCAAUAUGGAUUCUUUGACUGCAAAAGGGUUGAAGAUUCGCUCAGGGUGUCCUGGUUUAUAGCAAGUAAUAUCACAAUUUUAUGCUCACCAAAGGCUAACUUCUAUCAGUUUGGUAUAUACGGUGAUGCAGUGACAUCCCAAGUUACAACCUCGUCAUUCUUUCAUAAGUACUUCUUUUGUCUUUGGUGGGGCCUAAGGAAUCUGAGUUCUUUGGGACAAGGUCUUCUUACUAGCACUUUUGUUGGAGAAAUAAUGUUCGCCAUUGUUGUUGCAACCCUUGGAUUGGUUCUUUUCGGAUUGCUGAUUGGUAAUAUGCAGACAUACCUGCAAUCAACAACUGUUCGCUUAGAAGAGUGGAGGGUUAGAAGAACUGAUACAGAACAAUGGAUGCAUCACAGGCAGCUUCCUCCAGAACUAAGACAAUCUGUUCGCAAAUAUAACCAAUAUAAGUGGCUGGCUACACGAGGGGUAGAUGAAGAAGCUCUUCUCAAAGGACUUCCAGCUGAUCUGAGGAGAGACAUCAAGCGCCACCUUUGUCUGGAACUAGUUCGACGAGUCCCAUUGUUUGAUCAAAUGGACGAGAGAAUGCUGGACGCAAUCUGCGAGAGACUAAAACCUGCACUGUGCACAGAAAACACAUACCUUGUUCGCGAGGGAGAUCCGGUGAACGAGACCCUCUUCAUAAUCAGAGGCCACCUUGAUUCCUACACCACCAACGGAGGCCGCACCGGUUUCUUCAACUCCUGCCACAUCGGCCCCGGCGAUUUCUGCGGCGAGGAGCUCCUAACAUGGGCCUUAGGGUCCCGUCCAAGCUUCAUUCUCCCUUCCUCUACUCGCACCGUUAAGGCCAUCUCAGAAGUCGAAGCCUUCGCUCUCAUGGCCGAAGACCUCAAGUUCGUUGCGUCGCAGUUCCGAAGACUGCACAGCAAACAACUCAGACACAAGUUCAGGUUUUACUCGCACCAGUGGAGAACGUGGGCUGCAUGUUUCGUACAAGCUGCAUGGAGGCGAUACAAGAAGCGAAAGGAAGCUGCGGAACUGAGAGCGAGGGAGAAUGUUCAUGAGGGUGAGACAGCAGCGUAUAGAUCAGGGUUGGUGGUUGUGUAUGCUACGAGGAUGGCCAGGAAGGGUGUGCAUCGUGUGCGUUCUGGAACAGAUUCUGGAGUUUCUUUGCAGAAGCCAGAAGAACCGGACUUUUCUGUUGAUGAGUGAUGAGUUUGGACUUCGAAUUGGCUUGUUAUACUACCCUAUGCAUAAUUCUUUUAUUGGUUAUUGAUCAUAUAAAUUAGGACAUUGAAAUUCUUGUAAUGCAUAUAUAUGGACGCAAAUAAUAGUAGUGCGGGGAAAGCUGAUUGGAAAUUAA
Messenger RNA from Glycine soja, 2949 nucleotides. RefSeq names its product protein CNGC15b-like. Gene Ontology annotation, molecular function: voltage-gated potassium channel activity; protein binding. The coding region runs from base 720 to 2798 and encodes 692 amino acids. Gene Ontology annotation, cellular component: membrane. Gene Ontology annotation, biological process: transmembrane transport; potassium ion transport. The record is from RefSeq and is a predicted model, not a curated record. The transcript is spliced from 9 exons. NCBI's taxonomy places the organism in Eukaryota, Viridiplantae, Streptophyta, Magnoliopsida, Fabales, Fabaceae.